Penicillium bovifimosum is the source of this 3231-nucleotide messenger RNA. It is a transcript of the gene nic96, whose product is annotated as linker nucleoporin NIC96. NCBI's taxonomy places the organism in Eukaryota, Fungi, Ascomycota, Eurotiomycetes, Eurotiales, Aspergillaceae. The coding region runs from base 1 to 3231 and encodes 1076 amino acids. Gene Ontology annotation, cellular component: nuclear pore. Gene Ontology annotation, biological process: protein import into nucleus; poly(A)+ mRNA export from nucleus. The transcript has 4 exons. Gene Ontology annotation, molecular function: structural constituent of nuclear pore. The record is from RefSeq and is a predicted model, not a curated record.
AUGGCCUCCAACACCAGCUCUCUCUUCGGAGGGGGUGGUCUUGGGACCUCAACAACACCACAGCCAAACAGUAUGUUCGGCGCGAACAACUCAACAGCAAGUCCCUUCGGAGGUUUCUCUGCCCCGAAUACUCAAGGCGCGCAAACAUCGUCUCUGUUUGGAGGUCAAUCUCAGGCUCAGCAACAGCCCGCCCAAGCCCCGGCCUUCGGGCAGACCCAACAAGUCAGCAACUCGCAAAUCCAGGGACAAAAUGCAAAUCAGUCAACACAACCUGCGUUUUUCAACAGCCUACUGGAGCGUGGGAAAAAGCGACCAUUGUCAUCAGUUGCUCGGAACAACAACUUCGAUGACGUGCCUAGUCUACAGCUCGGCCUGGAUGACAUUCGAAGAAAGGCACGAGAGCUAGGUUCUGCAGGACAAAAGGAUACCCCGAACGGCAAAAGUAGCAAAGGUCAAUACCUUCUGGCGGCUUCUGGUAUAUCUCCUGCUCGAGCAUUGCGCGACCUCAAAUCCAUGGAUCCGCAGGCAUCCCUCGCGGCCCCAGUGAAGGAACCGGAUCACUUUGACCCUGACAACCAGAGAUUUUUGCGGAAUAUUCAGCAACGCGGGAGACAGGUCAUGAUUACAGAGAGUCUCGCCAGGGCUCAGCGAGACUUUGAUACUUUCCUAGAAGAGAAGGUUGACAUGGACUGGGAGAAUCAACGUCAACAGAUAUUCCACCACUUCGGGCUCUCCCCAAAGGACGCCGCCGGCGCUGGAGGAUUGAAGUCCACGGCCCGAGGUGCCUUUGGACGAUCAGCAAGACAGUCUAAACAAGCCGAGGCUGGACUCGCCAACGGGCCCCCAACCGCAUCUCGUAGAAGCGUAUUCGGUCGUUCGGGUCUUGAGAAGUCGGUCAUUGGCACACCUGGGGCCGGCUUGGCAAGCCGUCAGAUAUUCGGAGACCCAGCAGAGCGGAGCGAAGGAAAUACGUCUCACUCACCUGAUCUCAGGUUCCGACGGGAGAAGAUGGGUCAUUACGCCGAGAAAGUUCAACAGUUGAACCUUGCCAGGCUUCAAGGAAAAUGCUAUCCAGUUCUCGAUGAGUUUUCAUCUGUGGAAAUGCAAGCCGGCGGUGAUGUGCCUCGACAACUCUUCAAUGCAUACCAGGCCUUGAUAAAGAUCGUGCACGAGAACCCAAACAUCAUCAACCCAUCGGAGCCGGGAGCUGUCAAGGAGCGACAGUAUGCCGAAGAAUAUCUCGAAGAAUCGUCCAAAUCCCCUGAAGCAAUCAAACUCAGAAACCAGAUUCUUCAAGGCUCAAGGGCUUUCCUUGAAACCACGUUUUUCGAGGAGGUGGAAAGCGCCAUUGCCAAAAAUCCGCGGGAGGCACAAUUGGGCGGAAUUCCAACUGUGAUCAACAAAAUUCGCGCCUACAUCCGACUACAAGCUGCGAGAAAGGACCUGGCACCUGAUGGCACUGAGCUCCAGAUGGUAAACCAAGACUACUGCUGGAUUCUCAUAUUCUAUCUUCUUCGGUGUGGAUUCGUGACCGAGGCAGCUGAGUAUGUAAGCCAGGAUAACGGGUUCCGGUCCUUGGAUCACAAAUUCGUGACCUACAUGGCAAGCUAUGCGCAGAGUAGGAGACUGCCGCGGGAUCUGCAGCAAAAGAUCAACGGCGAGUUCCAGCAACGUUCACGGAACGCACCUGAGAACACAGUCGACCCCUACCGGAUGGCAUGCUACAAGAUCAUUGGCCGCUGUGAUCUGUCGCGUCGUCGCUUGGAUGGCGUUAAACAGACCGUCGAGGACUGGAUGUGGCUACAAUUCAGCCUCGCGAGAGAGGAUGACCGUGCCGAAGAGGUUGCGGGUGACGUAUUCGGACUGGAAGAUAUCCAGACCGACAUCCAGGAGAUCGGCCAGAGAGUUUUCGUCAAGGGCAACGAGGGGCCUGGGGGUUAUGGAACUUACUUCCUCCUGCAGAUCCUGGGAGGAAUGUUUGAACAAGCUGUGCAUUAUCUCGGCACAUAUGCCCCGGUCACUGCUGUUCACUUCGCCAUCGCCCUAUCCUACUAUGGGCUUUUGCGCGUGUCUGACUUUUACACCUCUGGUGAAGAAAUUCGUAAGCAAAUGACUGCUCAACACCCCUUUUCUGAUCUUGCUGACCUUCGAUUUCUUCUGCUAUGCGCAGUGUCGUUCACAGUUAAGCAGUACCCCCAGAUCAAUUUCGGAUAUCUGUUGACUCAAUACACCCGCGAAUUCCGCACUGGGUUUGUUGAAGCUGCCAUCGACUACUUCACGUUGAUUUGCCUCAAUGCGGAUCUUCCAGGUGCCCUGGGCAAGUCACAGGCAUCAGUUUGUCAUGAGGCCUUGCGAGAGUUUAUCUUAGAGACCAGAGACUUUGCUAAGUUGCUUGGCGAUAUUCGGGCGGACGGUACUCGCCUCAAGGGGGCUAUCGAGCAACGUCUUGAUCUCAUCAAGCUAGUUGACCAGCAAGAAUUCUUGAAGACCAUCACCGUUCAAGCUGCUGCUGUUGCGGAUGAUAAGGGAUUGAUCACGGAUGCCGUGCUUUUGUAUCACUUGGCCGAGAACUAUGACCGUGUCAUUGACAUUAUCAACCGUGCAUUGUCAGAUGCAAUUGCGGUAGAGCUAGGCGGCACCAUCCCGAAGCUGCAGCCUUUGCGUCCGAGGGUUAACCAAGGCGAAGAGAGCCAGCCGGAGGCAGUGGAAGCCGGAAGCAGCCUCAGUCUAACUUCUGUGGACGAUCCAGGUGUGCUUGCCAAAAACAUGAUCAGUCUUUAUGAUUCGGACAGAAUGUACUAUGGGCAGAUUCGACAGGUGAACCGUGAUUCUUGUGGAUUGCUGCUCCGCAUGAUGGAAGCAAAGACCCAGGUUGAAGCUGGUAGAUGGGCACCGGCUCUCGAUGCCAUAAACGCUUUGAACAUUCUCCCUCUGCAAGCCGAGGGCUCUAUCCCAUACAUUCGAAGCACAGCCCAAGCGUUCUCAUCUCUGCCACCCAUCAUUUCGCGCAACGUCGGUCACGUCAUAAUGUGGAGCAUUACCUGCAUUGGUUAUGAACGCCAAAAGCGAACCCUGGGCAUGUAUGACAGUGAAGUGCGUCAAGGUCUGGCGGAUACUCUACUUGUCAUGGCCAAGGAUCUCAUGGUCUUCUCGGGCAUGGUCAAGUACAAGCUGCCUCCCCGAGUAUAUGAGACACUGGCUCGUGCUGGGGCGGAUAUCGGAGCAUAUUAA